Messenger RNA from Symbiodinium natans, 4155 nucleotides. The record is from the annotation of a GenBank genome assembly. NCBI's taxonomy places the organism in Eukaryota, Dinophyceae, Suessiales, Symbiodiniaceae.
AUGCCACUGCAGGAGCUGUCGGACAUCGGAGCCGCUUUGCAGGGUCGAGCAGAUGCCGCUGUCGAGCGGCAGGAUGCUGGCAGCAACAUAAGCAGUGCGCAAGCCGCUACUGUCAGCAUCACCGAGCCCACACGCACCUCCGGCACUCAGGGGACUCAAGGGCUCGAUGCGCCACUUCCUUCAGCGCCGGCCAGCAUCGGUGUGGUUGAGGAGCUGGAGCCGGUGCAUGAGGAGAUGCUGGAGGACUUCUCUGUGCAGAGCUCACAGAACCUGGAGGCGAUAGUGACUUUCAAUCUGUGCCCCAAGGGCAUCAAGGGCCACGAGGUGCAGAAGAUUGGUGGCUCGUCCUUGGCUUCGCAGGUUUUGUGCGCUCAAUGCAGCCGACUCUCCAACGAAGGACUUGGUUGCUUUCGCUGUCACAAAUACAUCUGUGAUGUCUGCAUGGAAAAAAUCGGCAAGGUCGAAGCCCUGGCUGCAAGUUCUGAUCUACGGCUUCUACAGUGGAGUCGCCACUGCCGCUCCCUCGGUAGGCAGCCCUCGGCUGCACUGGAGACCCAACUACUGAACGGCACGAUACAGCAAACCACGAAGAACGGUGCCUUUGUCUUUCUUCAUGAGCUGGGUUUGCUGUUCAAGCAGAAGGGCGACUUGCGAGCAGCCGAGCAACACCUCACGGAGGCUUUGGACAUGGAGCGCGCCGUCUUCGGGGACACUCCAAACCAGGAAGUGGCUGUCACUCUGCAUGAGCUGGGCUUGCUGUUCAAGGAGAAGGGCGACUUGCGAGCAGCAGAGCAACACGUCACGGAGGCUUUGGACAUGAAGCGCGCCGUGGCUGUCACUCUGCAGGAGUUGGGCAAGCUGUUCGAGCAGAGGGGCGACUUGCGAGCAGCGGAGCAACAUCUCACGGAGGCUUUGGACAUGGCGCGCGCCCUCUUCGGGGAUACUCCCAACCAGGACGUGGUGGUCACUCUGCAUGAGCUGGGUUUGUUGUUCAAGGAGAAGGGCGACUUGCGAGCAGCGGAGCAACAUCUCACGGAGGCUUUGGACAUGAAGCGCGCCGUCUUCGGGGAUACUCCAAACCAGGCAGUGGCGGUCACUCUGCAUGAGCUGGGCUUGCUGUUCAAGGAGAAGGGCGACUUGCGAGCAGCGGAGCAACAUCUCACGGAGGCUUUGGACAUGGAGCGCGCCGUCUUCGGAGAUACUCCAAACCAGGCAGCGGCUGUCACUCUGCAUGAGCUGGGCUUGCUGUUCAAGCAAAGGGGCGACUUGCGAGCAGCGGAGCAACACGUCACGGAGGCUUUGGACAUGAAGCGCGCCGUCUUCGGGGAUACUCCAAACCAGCAGGUGGCUGUCACUCUGCAGGAGUUAGGCAAGCUGUUCAAGGAGAAGGGCGACUUGCGAGCAGCGGAGCAACAUCUCACGGAGGCUUUGGACAUGAAGCGCGCCGUCUUCGGGAAUACUUUUAACCGGGCAGUGGCUGUCACUCUGCAUGAGCUGGGCUUGCUGUUUAAGGAGAACGGCGACUUGCGAGCAGCGGAGCAACAUCUCACGGAGGCUUUGGACAUGAAGCGCGCCGUCUUCGGGGAUACUCCAAACCAGGCAGUGGCGGUCACUCUGCAUGAGCUGGGCUUGCUGUUCAAGCAAAGGGGCGACUUGCGAGCAGCGGAGCAACAUCUCACGGAGGCUUUGGACAUGAAGCGCGCCGUCUUCGGGAAUACUUUUAACCGGGCAGUGGCUGUCACUCUGCAUGAGCUGGGCUUGCUGUUCAAGGAGAAGGGCGACUUGCGAGCAGCGGAGCAACAUCUCACGGAGGCUUUGGACAUGGAGCGCGAGAACGGCGACUUGCGAGCAGCGGAGCAACACGUCACGGAGGCUUUGGACAUGGAGCGCGCCCUCUUCGGGGAUACUCCCAACCAGGCUUUGGACAUGAAGCGCGCCGUCUUCGGGGAUACUCCAAACCAGGCAGUGGCGGUCACUCUGCAUGAGCUGGGCUUGCUGUUCAAGCAAAGGGGCGACUUGCGAGCAGCGGAGCAACAUCUCACGGAGGCUUUGGACAUGAAGCGCGCCGUCUUCGGGAAUACUUUUAACCGGGCAGUGGCUGUCACUCUGCAUGAGCUGGGCUUGCUGUUCAAGGAGAAGGGCGACUUGCGAGCAGCGGAGCAACAUCUCACGGAGGCUUUGGACAUGGAGCGCGCCGUCUUCGGGGAUACUCCAAACCAGGAAGUGGCUGUCACUCUGCAGGAGUUGGGCAAGCUGUACGAGCAGAGGGGCGACUUGCGAGCAGCGGAGCAACAUCUCACGGAGGCUUUGGACAUGAAGCGCGCCGUCUUCGGGAAUACUUUUAACCGGGCAGUGGAUGUCACUCUGCAUGAGUUGGGCAAGCUGUACGAGCAGAGGGGCGACUUGCGAGCAGCGGAGCAACAUCUCACGGAGGCUUUGGACAUGAAGCGCGCCGUCUUCGGGAAUACUUUUAACCGGGCAGUGGAUGAAGUGGCUGUCACUCUGCAGGAGUUGGGCAAGCUGUACGAGCAGAGGGGCGACUUGCGAGCAGCGGAUCAACAUCUCACGGAGGCUUUGGACAUGAAGCGCGCCGACUUCAUCUCACGGAGGGGACAUGGAGCUUCGGGGAUUCCAAACCGGGCAGUGGCUGUCACUCUGCAGGAGUUGGGCAAGCUGUUCAAGGAGAAGGGCGACUUGCGAGCAGCGGAGCAACAUCUCACGGAGGCUUUGGACAUGAAGCGCGCCGUCUUCGAGAAUACUUUUAACCGGGCAGUGGCUGUCACUCUGCAUGAGCUGGGCUUGCUGUUUAAGGAGAACGGCGACUUGCGAGCAGCGGAGCAACAUCUCACGGAGGCUUUGGACAUGGAGCGCGCCGUCUUCGGGGAUACUCUAAGCCAGGAAGUGGCUGUCACUCUGCAUGAGCUGGGUUUGUUGUUCAAGGAGAAGGGCGACUUGCGAGCAGCGGAGCAACAUCUCACGGAGGCUUUGGACAUGAAGCGCUCUGUCUUCGGGGAUACUCCAAACGGGGCAGUGGCUGCCACGCGGCAUGAGCUGGGCUUGUUGUUCAAGGAGAACGGCGACUUGCGAGCAGCGGAGCAACAUCUCACAGAGGCUUUGGACAUGAAGCGCGCCGUCUUCGGGGAAACUCCAAACCGGGCUGUGGCUGUCACUCUGCAUGAGCUGGGUUUGUUGUUCAAGGAGAAGGGCGACUUGCGAGCAGCGGAGCAACAUCUCACGGAGGCUUUGGACAUGGAGCGCGCCCUCUUCGGGGAUACUCCAAACCGGGCAGUGGCUGCCACGCGGCAUGAGCUGGGCUUGUUGUUCAAGGAGAACGGCGACUUGCGAGCAGCGGAGCAACAUCUCACGGAGGCUUUGGACAUGAAGCGCGCCGUCUUCGGGGAAACUCCAAACCGGGCUGUGGCUGUCACUCUGCAUGAGCUGGGCUUGCUGUUUAAGGAGAACGGCGACUUGCGAGCAGCGGAGCAACAUCUCACGGAGGCUUUGGACAUGGAGCGCGCCGUCUUCGGGGAUACUCUAAGCCAGGAAGUGGCUGUCACUCUGCAUGAGCUGGGUUUGUUGUUCAAGGAGAAGGGCGACUUGCGAGCAGCGGAGCAACAUCUCACGGAGGCUUUGGACAUGAAGCGCUCUGUCUUCGGGGAUACUCCAAACCGGGCAGUGGCUGCCACGCUGCAUGAGCUGGGCUUGCUGUUUAAGGAAAACGGCGACUUGCGAGCAGCGGAGCAACAUCUCACGGAGGCUUUGGACAUGAAGCGCGCCGUCUUCGGGGAAACUCCAAACAGGGCUGUGGCUGUCACUCUGCAUGAGCUGGGUUUGUUGUUCAAGGAGAAGGGCGACUUGCGAGCAGCGGAGCAACAUCUCACGGAGGCUUUGGACAUGAAGCGCUCUGUCUUCGGGGAUACUCCAAACCGGGCAGUGGCUGCCACGCUGCAUGAGCUGGGCUUGUUGUUCAAGGAGAAUGGCGACUUGCGAGCAACGGAGCAACAUCUCACGGAGGCUUUGGACAUGAAGCGCGCCGUCUUCGGGGAUGCUCCAAACCACGCAGUGGCUGUUACUCUGCCAAGCUGGGUUUGCUGUUCAAGGAGAAGGGCGACUUGCGAGCAGCAGAGCAACAUCGCACGUAGGCUUUGGACAUGA